Molecule: messenger RNA, 2027 nt
Organism: Lytechinus variegatus (green sea urchin)
Lineage: Eukaryota; Metazoa; Echinodermata; Echinoidea; Temnopleuroida; Toxopneustidae
Exons: 4
Coding region: 162-1175 (337 amino acids)
Source: RefSeq, a predicted model, not a curated record
UCGCCAUGAACGGACGUGUCUAAAGUGAGCUCCGCUCCGCUACGUUUUUUAUCACAUGGAAUAUACGCCUAAAUUUUCGACUUGGAGAGAUGCCUUUUGACUUCUAAUUCUGACUGCAAUUUGAACAUAUAUUCUACAUAAUACUACAUUUUGUUUGCAAAAUGCAGAAUUCUUCGAAUAGUCGUGACUAUAAUUUGAGAAAACCUUCCACCCAAAAGGACUCUAGCCGUGGUAAUCAACGUGCCAAAACACCUUCGCCAGUUCCCGUAACUGUUUCCAACAAGCCUCCCCAACUCGUGACCAACCAGCCUACAGCCGUACCCCCCGGAGCCAUGGCAGCCCAUCAAGCUGACCCUCCUACUUCUACUCCCGCUUCAGACCCCUACACGCCUAAGGACCCUAAAAAUGACUACUUGCUACUUGAAAUGCGGAAAAUGUUCACGGAUUUCCAGCGUGAUAUUGAUAUCAAAUUGGAUCACGUAAUUUCGGAUCUUAAUGCUGUUAAAUCAGACAUCAGGAUGGUGAAAUCCGCUGUACAUGACCUUGAAAUUUCUUCAGCGGAUACUUCAGCGAGAAUAUCUACCGUAGAAGCGGAUAAACUACCUGGGAUAGAACGUUUUAUCGCCAAAGUUAGAGCUGAUUUCGACGACAAGCUACUGAACCUAGAAAUACACCACCGAAAACAAAAUUUGUUGUUCUACGGCAUCCCCAAACAAAUCAAUGAGGAUAUUUACAAGACCACAUCUUUUGCAUUGGGCAAGUUACUGGAAAUUCCCGUUGAGGAGGCAGACCAAAUUCAAAUCAUCAAUGCUCAUCGUCUACCUACGAAGAGGACCCACAACGGAGCCAGCGGAACCCCGGCCCCCGAAGCUCCUGAUCCCAUCAUAGUCCGUUUUGCAAAGAUGUACGACCGGGACCGAAUUCUUCGCGCCUUCGAGCAGCCAAGGCAACCCCGGGCUACUGACGGCAACCGUAGGGAUGGCGACCGCGUAACCGUCCGAACUGACCUACCCCCAUCUAUGAAACGCGAGCGUGGUCAUCUAGCAUCAGUUGCAUAUAACAUUCGCAAAACCAAGCAAUUGAAAACCAGGAUAAGGAUUCAAGGAACCAAAGUACUGCUGCAGACUAAAAACCCUAAUGCACCUUCUUCACAGUGGUCAACUUGGACUGAGUAGAUUUACUUAUCACAUGCAACAUCAUGACUAUGGAAUUUUGAAUAUCAUUGGAGACCGAGUCAAAUUCAAUCCCCAUAACUUUGCAAGGACGAAUGGAGUAGGCCUGAUCCAUCUUCUAUACAGAUAAAGAUUUUGUGCUUAGUCCAGAAAGCCAUAGUAGGUUAUGUAGACUGGUAGUUUACAGUUACAUAUAAGAUUUUGUGCUUAGUCCAGAAAGCCAUAGUAGGUUAUGUAGACUGAUACUUUACAGCUACAUAUUAGAUUUUGUGCAUAGCUCUAAUAGCCAUAGUAAGUUAUGGGACUGGUACAUGUACAUUUAGAGGUAAGCAACAUUGACAAAUUCAUGUAUGUUCCUCUGUCAUGUCAUGUAUGCCCUUUUUAUUUCAUUUUAUUUAUUUUUUCCACCAAUAUCAUUAUCUAAAUGGUAACGUUAUUUGUAACUGUUAUUACUCAUUACAAUGCUUGAUUAAGUUUUUAUUAUUUUAUUUUCUUUUUAAUUCUUAUCUUAUUUCAACACCCUUUUAUUGACCAUUUCUCGCUAUGCUAAUCAUAUCCUGCCUGGUAUCACAAAUUUGAUAUUGCUACCUUAUUAUUUUGUCCUAAUUAACAUAAUGAAUUUGUUCACACCAUGCUUACAUUCUUUUAUUUUAGUAUUUAGCAUCAUAUUAUUGAACGUUCAAAUAUCAUUGCCUCAAACGGAUGAAUAUCUUCAUGCAUCUAUUAUUCAUCUAUCUGUAAUAUCUAGUGAUCUACUCUAGUUAUUUACAUAAGUUCCUCUUCGUGUGGCCGAAACCUAGCUUGGUAUCAUUGCAUAUAUUUUUCACCUUCUCUUGAAAGUUGAUUCUAUCAUGC